Molecule: messenger RNA, 1437 nt
Organism: Carassius auratus (goldfish)
Lineage: Eukaryota; Metazoa; Chordata; Actinopteri; Cypriniformes; Cyprinidae
Product: SLAM family member 7-like
Exons: 5
Coding region: 395-1237 (280 amino acids)
Cellular component (GO): membrane
Source: RefSeq, a predicted model, not a curated record
GUCAGAUAGUGUAGUUUCAACAUCUACCAGCAGGAGCUGACAAAGUCACACUAACCAGAUGAACUUAUGACGUUAUAGCUGUCAGUUUCACAGAUGUAGGCUACUUGUGAUCUGUUUAAGUCUAAUUUAAGUCUAAUUAGAAAUGAUUUCAUCAUUCAGAUAACGUGAUUUAUUACUGCUGGCCGCAGAAGAAGCUUUUCCUCUGACACAAAUCUUUGUGAAACCGAAAGUGAAACUGAGAGAAAUCUUAGAGUGAAACAGUGUUUCUUGACUAUUGCAAACGGACACUUCACUGAGCUGUUUGCGGUGGGACAUUUACUCGAGUGUCACUGCACAGAUAUAUUCAACUCCCAUUUUCAAGAACACAACAUCAUCUGUCUUGAUUUUUGCUACAAUGGAAGUAGAUCUACUUGGAUCCUUCAUUCUUCUCCUUAUGUCUAACACAGGGUCCAGUGCUGAGAUCUCUGUGUUUGUUCAGACGGGAGAUUCGGUUCAGCUGGAUAUACAGACACAAGAACAGUUUGAAUUUUUAUACUGGAGUAAUGAUAAAUCAGAGAAUAUAGUUAAAUAUACAAGUGAAACUAAAAGAGUUAGACUCUACAAGGACAGAGUGGAUUUCAAUGAUAAAACCUUCUCUCUGACACUGAAGAACACACAGAAGACAGACAGUGGACUCUACACAGCAAGAACAAGUGGAAAAUUAGACAAGAAUAUUGUUACAUACAGAGUAUCUGUUAUAGACGCUGUGGAGGCUCCUGUGCUGACUGUGAUCUCAAACCGGUCCAGCAGUGACUCCUGUACUGUGAACUUCACAUGCAGAACUCAUGAGCUCAAGAUUGACUCUAGCUAUCAGAACAACAGCUGCUUACGAGAGGAAGUGACAUCACAGAACAACACUCUCAUCCUGGACUGCAGUGAGGAUUCCAUCAUCUGUAACCACAGCAACCCUGUCAGCUGGAAAGAAGACAGAAUAAACGUCACACAGCUCUGUGAAGAUAAUGAGAGACGAUUCCCACUCUCCUAUGGUUCAUCUUCCAUGACUGUGCUCAUUAUUGUGUGUGUUGUUUUGGGAGUGAUAGUUCUUGCUGGUUUGGUCCUUUACUGUUGCUGCAAGAAUAAAACAGACUCUGACCCAGAAGAUGACAGGAGAUACAAGGACCAACGUCACCUACUGUACGACAAAACCAAACACCUUCAUUUCCUUCUGAUUGCUGAAGAUUACACUCUGCUGAGUUAAACACUUUGAUGAUUGACUGAACAGAACUAAAGUCUGAAUUUAACUAACUGAGUUCAUAACUCAUAACUUUUAUGCUGAUUGAAUUGUCCAUUCUUGACUAUGUUUCUGUUGAACGAGAGAUUUUAAUAUCUCAGUUUGGGUUAACCUAAUAAAGGUUCAAUUUCACAGCCUACUACUGUUCAAUAAAUACAAUUUAUAAG